Mesorhabditis spiculigera is the source of this 1203-nucleotide messenger RNA. NCBI's taxonomy places the organism in Eukaryota, Metazoa, Nematoda, Chromadorea, Rhabditida, Rhabditidae. The record is from the annotation of a GenBank genome assembly.
AUGUCGACGACCAGUGACGGGUCCGCAGGGUGUGCGGUUUGCGGAGACCGAGUGAACGGAUCACGAUAUGGUGCUCCCGCCUGUCUCGGAUGCAUCGUCUUCUUCCGCCGUGCCGUCAUCAAAGAAGCAAAAUACAGAUGCAUGAAAGGGCAAACGUGCGAGAUUACUUUUUCGUCACGAUGUAUCUGUCGCAGCUGCCGGUUGUCGAAAUGUAUGCGAGUUGGAAUGAGGCCAGAAGCCAUCCAGCGCCGCGAUGUGAUGGGCCCCCGAAAACCCAAGGAAAAGAAAGAGGAAAUCCCCGUAGAAUCUCCCGAAAUGCCAAACACAUCGUCGCCAGUUAAGCCCGAAUGCCUAUCAGUUGCGAGCAGUUCAGGCGCUUCCACCGACUCGUCCUGGAGCAGUCCAGACAGCGUGAUGGACCGUGUGAUGCGAAUCCAGCAGAAGCAGCGCGCCUCCCACAAGGCCCAUUUUGCCGCGUACGACGUGGGAAUCGACGGCAGUGAUGAGAUAUUUUUCGGGCAGAUUGAGAUUCGGCUUCACCCCGGCGGCUCAGGGCCUCGGAGGGCAAGGAAACACGACGUGAAUGCGAUGUUACGGUGUGGGCUGAUGGAUGCGGCUGAAUGGGGGCAAUCCUUCAAGGAAUUCGCCUCAUUACCGACCUCGUCGAAAAAGCUCAUCCUCCAGGACUACGGAUUCGCGGUGAUGCUCAUCGACCAGGGCUACCAGACGAUACAGCAAAACGAUCCAGACCUGUGGAUUCUGCAAAACGGGACGUACAUGUGCCCGGAUUACACGCGUGGACUGCCAGCUCACGAGCUUCCACUUGUGGAUAAAGACAAAGCGAAAUUACAUCCCUGCUUUGUCGCCGAGGCCAUCAAAGACGUCGGGAUCCCGAUGCGCGCUUUACAAGUAGACGAAUACGAGUGCGCCGUCUUGAAGACGAUCAUCCUCCUGUCGUACCGGAAUCACUUCUCGGAGCGCCACCGUCGAUCGGCCUUCACCCUGCAGACGAAGCUGAUCAACGAGUUGAUGGACUACUGCAAGGCGCGCGAGGGCGAGAAGGCAGCCGAGAGACUGGGCGCCAUCUUGCUCCUUACGACAAAUAUUCGCUGUUCCGUCUACUGGGCCUACACGCACACCCGGAUGCACGACGUCUUCGGGAUGAUGAUGUUCGACCCGCUAGUACGCGACGUCUUCCUCUCA